AUGAUAGCAAUGUUCGAUUUUGCUUGUGGUCCAGGAUAUAGCACAUAUUUACAGGUACGGCAAUGCAUUCGUAAAACGACCACGCGUGAAAAUAUCCGUGAAUGUGUAAGCGAGUUUUCACGUAGUUCACCGCAAAUAGCUUGUCAGAGUUCCAGAAAAUUGCUUGCUUGCUCAAUACCUGUAAUUAAUGAGAAAUGUGGUCAAGUUGGUGCGCAGUUUGUUACCGAUUACAUUGAUAAAUUUGUGAACGUUGUUGACCCUACAUGCAAAAUUGGAAUGCAACAAAGUGAUAAAUCAAUUCGAGGCUAUAACUGUACGAUUGAAGAAAAUGCUCGCAUCAGUUACUGCGCUGCACCAAUUAAUGAAUUAACAUCCAGAAUUGAUGAAUUAUUUGAAGGUGGAUUGCAACAGUUUCUGGUUAAUGUCAAAAAUUUGGCACCUGUGUUUGCAAAAGGUUGUAAUUUGACCAAAGAAUUCAGACAUUGCUUGGGACCAUUGAUAGAACAGCAAUCCGAGCAGCAAUGCACCAUUUCAAGUUGUUUAAUUCAGGCUGGUAAUGGUAUAUGUAAUCAGCCUGAUACUGCCAAGGCUAUUGAUGACAAUUUGGCUUGUGUUUUUAAACAGGCAUCAAUACCUGAAUUUGGUCGAUGUCUACGAUCAACAAUAGCAACACUGAAGCAAUUUAAUCUUAUCGCAUUACGCGGUGUUUUACCACAAUUUAUCAAAUGCAUUCAGCAUAUUGUCGUGCAGCAUUGUGGUGAAAUACCAUUAAACGUGUUACGUGCAAUUAGUGCAACUGAUAUCUGUCCAAUUUCAUUUAAUUAUCAUCAAUUAGGAUCAGUUAGUGGUGAUAAGACACAGAUAUGUAACACAGAAAUGCAACAGAAGCAUGCAGAAUGCACCGGGAAUUUUUAUGGAAAUUAUCGAAUGUUACCAAUUGCGCUUUUACGAGAUCCAUCAAGUAUUGAUAUGUUAUGCGUAGAUUUAUCAAAGUUAGCCACUUGUUCAUAUCCGAUAUGUGACACAGCUAAACAGAAGGCGCUAAAUGCAUUAGCUGAAUUUAUUUGCACUCGGCGUGACACAUACAAAGAGCAUUCAAUGUGUUUGAUGUCUGUUAUUACUUCAUCAGAGGGAUCAAAAUGCUUGACAUCAUUCUUGCCAACAGCGUCAGAGCAACAAUGUUCCUUCCUUACAAACGUUGCUAAUUGCGCCACGCCAUCUAUUCAUAAUACAUGCGGAUAUGAAGCGUUGGCGUUAUCUUUUGAAGGAAUGCAUAUAUUUGCUAAUGCGUUAAAUAAAUCAUGCAGUGUACAAAUACCUAUUGCAUCAGUAAAAACAAGUUGCGCUGAGUCCGAUAUUGUCGAAUAUUUGCAAUGCGAAAAUUUGAUUGAUCAUUUUACUUUUACACCAUUUUCAUUCAUUAGGAAUAGCUCACAAUGGAAUGAAUUUUGUGAAGUGAUAAGAGAUUAUGAAAAUUGUUUAACAAAUAUGUCGUGUCGUGUGGAACCGAUCUCAUCAGCAAAUAUCGCACUUUUUCGAACAAUUUGUGGAAAGGAAGAAUCAAAGACGAAAUAUUUCCUACCAUGUCUCACUCAUUUUAUCACUACUGAUAUUGGCAAAAAAUGUAGUGAACCAUUCGUUGGUUUAGAUUUAUUGGCUAAAGAUAAUUCACAAAAAAUUUGUUCAACCCUAAAAAGUAUGCUUUCCUGUGCAUCAUCUGAAUUAUCAGCACAAUGCAGCGAGCAAGCUUUAAAGCAUGUUGUAAGCAUGUUUCUAAUAUGGGUGCGAAAGUUUGAUCCUAGCUGUUCGAUUUCCGGUUACGGUGCAAUUGAUGGUCUGAAAAUAGAAGAAGACUUUUCACUUGAUUCCGGUCCAUUACAUAUCUCAGUGGAUCAGACAGCAUUACCGGUUAAUCAGCGAAUACCAUCCAUUACUACGACUCCAUUAUUGCCAAAACCGAAUAGUGAUAACAGUUUAUCAGAUUCUAACAACUUUCUAACUACUGGUAGCACCACUGUAUCAGAAAUGGAACUUCUAACUGUAUCACAACCGGAUUCAUCUUCAUCAUCAUCUGAUAUCGAAUCUGUAUCUCAUCGAAGAACAGGCAUAUCAUCGACGACACUACCCGUUCCGGAACUAAAUCCAGAAUCUAUAAAUGCAGAAAAUGAUUUCACUGAUUCCACUUCUUCUCUACAACAAUCACUUUUUGACAUAUCACCGAAAACGAAAUCAAAUGUCACAAUUAAUGCGAAAAAAUCGAAAAUGCAAGAAUCAGGACAAAUGCGCAGCAAUCCAUUACAUUUAUGGAUUUUAUCAAUUGUAAUAAUUAUGUCAACAAUAAUAAUGCCUUUUGUACAGUAA
Messenger RNA from Brugia pahangi, 2361 nucleotides. Lineage: Eukaryota; Metazoa; Nematoda; Chromadorea; Rhabditida; Onchocercidae. The record is from the annotation of a GenBank genome assembly.